UGGGCUUGUCGGGUUAGUCUGUGCGUCAGGGCAUAGGUCAGCAGGGUCAGAUGAUACAGCAGAAAGAGAGCUGACUGAGUCAGAGGCACAGUUACAAGUCAUAGACUGCUUCCUGCAGCUCUUGUGCCGGCCCAAUGUGAUGGGGGCAUUCCUACAGAGGGUCUCUGGAAAACCCACAAAUAAGAAAACGAUUGCCCUUAACCAAGGCCUGGAUUGUUAAAUAACUUGCCCAUGAUUUCACAGUUAGGACGUGACGAAGUUACAAAUAGAUCCUGGUUCUAAAACCACAGGGUCAGUCUGCAGUGUGUGCCAGGGGAGGGGUGCCAGGCACAGGCUUCACGGUGGGAGUGUGAGCAAAGGAUCUGGAGAAGUAGGUAAAGAAUGAAAACCAGCCUGGCCCAUGAUACCCUUGACAGAGACAGACGGCUUCCAAAACUACCCUACUGAGUGGACACACAGCGAGCUUGCUUAUUGCCUUUGACUCUUUGAGCCUUCCAGAGAACGGCUGGGCAGAGGUUCCAAGAAAAGCAAUGUUUCCCCUUGUUGCAUUCCCGGGGCUGUCAGAGACUCUCCCUGUCAGAAACUCUCCCUGGCAUGUCUGAAAUCCAAGUGCUCCGGGAGUUUGCAGAAACUCUAGGUCUCCACUUCAUUGUUUGCCUUGCUUCGGAACCACCAGGUUGUGGUGAGCCAUGUCAGUACUAGGCUAAAGCUCAGCUACAAGCACAGGCAAUUCAUCCCCCUCCUAGAACAAGGAGACAUUCUGGCUCUGCCGCGCGACUUGAGCUCGCCUGGUUGGCGGCUUGCACCUGCUCUCCUGCCUCCUUUGACUGUGCGUUAAGGGUGGAGCCCGCGCCGCACUGUGGGGCUGUCUUCCGCGCCAAGGGGAAGAGGGCUGGGCGCGGGGGCAGCUAACGCGCUGCCCACCACGUUACGGGAGCGAAGCUUGUCAGAACCCCAGCGUCACGGUCACUGCUGUGCGGCCCAAUAGGCGGAGGCGCCCGUUGGCAGCCUGGUGGCUGCAGCCUGGAGAGACAGAAAAGUGCCGAAACCGCCCCACGCUCCAGCUGGGGCUGCUACACGCAGUGCCGGGCGGUGCAGGGCUCCCUGGCCACCAGAGACAGCCCCACGCGCUCUGCUCUGCGCAGACGCCCCGGAACGCCAGCAGCACCGCUGCUCACUGGAGGGCCAGCAGAGGAGCCUGCAGGAUGCUCCCUUACUUCUUGCUGCUUUUCCUCCUCCCUUCUGUGUGCGCCACCGAGCCCCCUGCGGGCCGGCCGGAGGAACAGAGCCUGGAGGCGGCCCUUGCCAACACCUCACAUUUCUUUUGGAACAACUAUUCGUUCUCCGACUGGCAGAACUUUGUGGGCCGGAGGCGCUAUGGAGCAGAGUCCCAGAACCCCACCGUGAAAGCCCUGCUCAUCGUGGCUUACUCCUUCAUCAUCGUUUUCUCGCUCUUUGGCAACGUGCUGGUGUGCCAUGUCAUCUUCAAGAACCAGCGGAUGCACUCAGCCACCAGCCUCUUCAUCGUCAACCUGGCCGUCGCUGACAUCCUCAUCACACUGCUCAACACCCCCUUCACUCUGGUACGCUUUGUGAACAGCACGUGGGUAUUCGGGAAGGGCAUGUGCCACGUCAGCCGCUUCGCCCAGUACUGCUCCCUGCACGUCUCCGCUCUCACGCUCACGGCCAUCGCCGUGGACCGCCACCAGGUCAUUAUGCAUCCGUUAAAACCCCGGAUCUCAAUCACAAAGGGUGUCAUCUACAUCGCUGUCAUCUGGACCAUGGCAACAUUCUUUUCACUCCCACACGCUAUCUGCCAGAAAUUAUUUACCUUCAAAUACAGCGAGGAUGUUGUGCGCUCCCUAUGCCUGCCAGACUUCCCUGAGCCAGCUGACCUCUUCUGGAAGUACCUGGACUUGGCCACCUUCAUCCUGCUUUACAUCCUGCCUCUCCUCAUCAUCUCUGUGGCCUACGCUCGUGUGGCCAAGAAGCUGUGGCUGUGCAACACGAUUGGCGAUGUGACCACGGAGCAGUACCUCGCGCUGCGGCGCAAGAAGAAGACUACGAUCAAGAUGCUGGUGCUAGUGGUGGUCCUUUUUGCCCUCUGCUGGUUCCCCCUCAACUGCUACGUCCUCCUCCUGUCCAGCAAGAUCAUCCGCACCAACAAUGCCCUCUACUUCGCCUUCCACUGGUUUGCCAUGAGCAGCACCUGCUACAACCCUUUCAUAUACUGCUGGCUGAAUGAGAAUUUCAGAGUGGAGCUAAAGGCCUUACUGAGCAUGUGCCAACGAGUACCCAAACCUCAGGAGGACAGGCCGCCCUCCCCAGUGCCUGCCUUCCGAGUGGCCUGGACAGAGAAGAGCCAUGGCCGGAGGGCUCCACUGGCCCAAUCCCAGCUGCAGUCUGGGAAGACAGACCUGUCAUCGGUGGAACCCAUUGUUGCCAUGAGUUAGAGGGUGUUGCAAAGAGGGCCAGGGAGGAUCUGUCUCUGACUGAGGCUCUGCAAAGCUUGCUUUCUCAUGCCAUCUUCACAGUUCUGCAAUCAAGUUUCCACGGAACUGUAGGACUCUUAUGUGCCUCAGAAAUCACCCGGAACAGUAAAGACAGCUGUCAACUAAUGUGUGUUUAUCAGUUCCUUUGUGAAAGGCAUAGCGCCCUGGAGCCUCAAGCCAGAGUACUGGGGGAAGCCGAGUGGGUUAGCCACCUGCUCACAUCAGCCAGCUGCUGUGCAUGCCAGCGUGCCUCAGCGCACAUCCCUGAGUCCUGCUUCAGAUGUGGCUGCCCCAGAUGCACAGGGCUCUCCUGGGUGCAGGCGCACCUGGCAGGGAGAUGCCAGCAGGGAGGCUUUGAUGUCUUACUUUGUGAACUCAUUGGACCAGGAUGAAUCACUUCGUUAGAGGCCUCGACCCUAUGUGGGACAAGAAAAGACAAGUUGGGGCUCCUUAAAGGAAAGAGAAAUGAUGAUUGCCACUUUGAAAAAUUCAGAAAAGCACCCCAUUAUUGACCUGUUUGUCACAACUUCUGUUACAGAUUUACUUGUAGCUGUGUGUAUGUGCGUGUGUUUAUAAAGUACAUUUUUCCAUUUAGAUUCUGUGGAUCAGCUAGAAACAGAUGCAGAGCAGAGUCUGAGCUCACUUCCAAGGGUUGAAGAACAGGUAAGAGAGGAACCUAAAGAGAAGACUCGGGGCAUUGGCAAAACUGGCCCCAUCUUGGCAUCCGCUCUGGGCAGGGUCUGGCUUAGCUCUCUCUCCAGCCUGUGGCCACUGGGAUGAGCCAGGGAAGAAGACUCAAUGGGAAGACAUAAUUCGUUGUCUCCUACAAAUGUGCAGAUGGUAGAAUGUUGUUCUUUCACAGCAGGUGAUGGAGCAGGCUCCCAAACACGCUGGACAUAAUUGUGCAUAGGCACCUCAUCUCACACGCUGUGUAGAUAGGCCAUUUUACUGCAUCAUCUCCAUAAUAGUUUUCUCUCACUGGUUCCUGAAGGAAGACUUGCUGUAAAUGUCACCAAGGCAGUUCACCUGUUACUGAGAGAAACCUAGGGGACCCUUGAGGCACCUUCUUCCUUUGGGGGGUUUACUUGCCCUUGUCCCAGCUCUAGUCUGGUGAGACAGACCUGUCAGCUAGGGAACCCAUUGUGGCAGUGAGUUACAGGGUGUUGGGAAGAGACUGGGGGAAGAUCUGUCUUUAGAUUCUAUGCCACAGAGCAAAUGUCUUCAUUGCCUUCUGUCUGGUCCUCGGGAGGAAGAUGUGUCAGGUGGAAUCAAGCUUGAUUCACCAACCCCGAGCAAUGGCUGCUGCCGUGCUGGUUUUGAAUUACCUUCCAGCCCUAGGUCAGUCCUGACAGUAAGGUCUGGCUAUACAGGUGAAGGGAAACAGAUGUGGGAGAGAAGUCAUUUGUCACUUUGCUCUCGUGGCUGUUCAUUGAGACUGGACAUGGUUACAUCACCUGCCUCUGUAUAAAGAACCAUGAGUAUCUGUAUAUGAGAGUGUUUGAAAUUUCUUAGAUUGCCAUAUUUUAGAACAUUUGCUGACCAAGUUUAUAAAGUGACUUUUGGGAGGCUGAGUGGUCUCACUGCCUUUGUGAUAUCUGGAACCAACUAGCAGUUCUACGUCCCACAGCCAUGGACGUUGGUGGACAGGAUGGGACCAGGCAGCAGGAUGCAGAGCCCCUUGGUCUGGGGCUCCCCAGGAAAGUGUCAUUCUCUCUGUUCCUAGGCCAUCCCGAGACACUGCCGAGGCACAGAGCACCCUCAACUCCAGGCUCCUGUCAGAGCCCUGGCAGCUGUCUUCCCCACAUUCAUUGUGUGCUGCAGAACAAAAUGUGAUUUGUAACUGUGAAGGUGAAAUUCAUAAAUCUUGAGUUUUUCCAAUGUGCUGUGAAAAGUACUUUAUUGUGAAUUGUUGCUA
Molecule: messenger RNA, 4407 nt
Organism: Ochotona curzoniae (black-lipped pika)
Lineage: Eukaryota; Metazoa; Chordata; Mammalia; Lagomorpha; Ochotonidae
Gene: GPR83
Product: G protein-coupled receptor 83
Exons: 4
Coding region: 1206-2453 (415 amino acids)
Biological process (GO): neuropeptide signaling pathway
Cellular component (GO): membrane
Molecular function (GO): neuropeptide Y receptor activity
Source: RefSeq, a predicted model, not a curated record